AUGCCUCACCCAGACGUCGACGACACAUGGUCAGACUCGGACGAGGAGUUGGAAGCGGCAGACGUUGAGACCGCCGUUCAGCUGGGCAUCCCAGACGGCCCCGUGGACUCCGUCGCCGACCUCUCAGACCCCACUGUAUCGCGAAUAGGUGGUCAUCCUACGUUCCUUGCUGCACCUCACCCUCCGCUCACCCAAGCGACUUGCAACAAUUGCUCUCGGCCGAUGGAGCUACUCGUUCAAAUCUGGUGUCCCUUGGAGGACAGCCCGAACGACAGGGCACUCUUCGUUUGGGGCUGUGCGAAUAGCAACUGUCAACGCAAGGAAGGGAGCAUCCGAGCAUGGCGGGAGCUGCGCUACAACAAAAAGUACGCUGAAAAGCUCGAAAGGAAGCAGGCUCGCCUGAAAAAGGAAGCCCAGCAAGGGAAAGCUGCUGCAGAAGCUCUAGCUCAGAAAGCUCAGGCAAAGAGCAACCCUUUCGCUCUGGGCGCAUCAUCCGCUCCACCCACACCAUUCGGGUUAGGCUCUCAAAUUUUCGGCGGCUCUGAUCCUAUGCCUUCCUCGGAAAGCUCUACAGUCGACUCCCCGCAGAAUCAGAUCUCCGAGCGCGACGGAUCGCCUCAUAGCUCCGAGAGUAACAGCGAAGACGACGACGACGGCGACGACGACGCGCUGGCAGCAGCUGUCCAGUCAGUGGCAUUGGAAGAUUCCCCGUGGAAGGACGCCCCAGCGUAUUCGGCGCAGUAUCUGUCCACUGUCUCCGAGUAUCUACCUCCCACACCGAAACUCAAGGGGCCCGCGGGGGCGAUCGUCGAUGAAGACAGCGAGAGGGCACCCAAGGAUGGUGGAUGGGGCGGUGAGGGGUACGAGAACUCUAUGGAAGUCGACCAUGCGUUCGAACGAUUUAGCAAGCGAGUGUCAUACGAGGGGGAACAGUGCCUGCGGUAUGAACUGAAGGGCACUCCGCUCCCAUACGCAAGCGACAAGGUUUUUGACAUGCUCUUUCCUCUUCCUCCCGCACCGCCCCUGCCUGUCACCAAGGCCAGCUUCAUGGUGACGCCCCCACGCAAACGGACCUACACCCCGGAAUCACUCCCCGCGUGCCCGCACUGCAAGUCUCGACGGGUUUUCGAAUGUCAGUUGAUGCCGAACUUGAUCAACGUACUCCGGUCAGGCCCGAACGAUGCCCAGGCGACCAUGACAGACGAGGAACGACGGGCGGAAGUGCUGAAGGUACUGAAGGGGCAGGAUGCAUAUGGACGAAGAGAGAUGGAAUGGGGCACCUGCAUGAUCUUCUCCUGUGAGAAAGACUGUGCUGUGCACGAAGUGGCAGGAACGACUUGGCGGGAAGAAUAUGUGCUUGUCCAAUGGGACGAGUAG
This is a messenger RNA of Dichomitus squalens LYAD-421 SS1, 1377 nucleotides long. RefSeq lists its product as uncharacterized. Lineage: Eukaryota; Fungi; Basidiomycota; Agaricomycetes; Polyporales; Polyporaceae. The transcript has 5 exons. The coding region runs from base 1 to 1377 and encodes 458 amino acids. The record is from RefSeq and is a predicted model, not a curated record. Gene Ontology annotation, cellular component: cytoplasm. Gene Ontology annotation, biological process: maturation of SSU-rRNA.